Molecule: messenger RNA, 5815 nt
Organism: Labeo rohita (rohu)
Lineage: Eukaryota; Metazoa; Chordata; Actinopteri; Cypriniformes; Cyprinidae
Gene: aacs
Product: acetoacetyl-CoA synthetase
Exons: 18
Coding region: 158-2179 (673 amino acids)
Biological process (GO): lipid metabolic process; positive regulation of insulin secretion
Cellular component (GO): cytosol
Molecular function (GO): acetoacetate-CoA ligase activity
Source: RefSeq, a predicted model, not a curated record
GCUGCUGGUUGAUUAUGUGCGGCUGACGCUCGGAAGUGACCCAUGUGUCUGACCUGCACCAAUACGCGAUCACCGGAUCGGCCCGUCCAACUCCCGUAGUGCGUUUCUUUCAGUCUUCAUAGGUUAUUGACGACAUACCGGCGCGUGUCAUCCGAUCAUGUCUAAAGACACGGAGGCCAAGAACGAGGAGAUUAUGGAGUCGAAGGUGCUUUGGUACCCGGACUCUAAACGAAACACACAAAUGGACCGAUUCCGGACUCAAGUGAACCAGGACUUCGGCUUGAAUCUGGCCAAUUAUAAUGACCUGUAUCAGUGGUCCGUGGACAGUUAUCCAGAGUUCUGGGCACAGGUUUGGAAAUUCUGUGGCAUCAUCUCUUCAGAGAUGUAUAAAGAGGUGGUUGAUGUGUCUAAAAGGAUAUCCGAUGUACCUGAGUGGUUUAAAGGCAGCAGACUGAAUUAUGCAGAGAACCUGCUCAAACACAAAGACCAGGACAAAGUGGCUCUCUAUGCUGCGACUGAGGCGAAUGAGGAGAUUGUCAAGGUGACUUUCGGAGAGCUGAGGCGUGAUGUCGCUCUCUUCGCUGCCGCCAUGAGGAAAAUGGGCAUCAAAACUGGAGACAGGGUCGUAGGAUAUCUUCCCAAUGGGAUUUUUGCUGUCGAAGCUAUGCUCGCUGCUGCCAGUAUAGGUGCCAUCUGGAGUUCAACCUCUCCAGAUUUUGGUGUCAAUGGAGUUCUAGACCGAUUUUCUCAGAUCCAGCCCAAGCUGAUAUUCUCAGUAGCAGCUGUUGUAUAUAACGGCAAGCAGCACGACCAUAUGGAGAAACUCCAAAACGUUGUUAAAGGUCUCCCUGACCUGAAGAAGGUUGUGGUCAUUCCAUACGUUCGCUCUCGACAAGAGACUGACCUCUCUAAGAUUCCCAACAGUGUGUUCCUGGAUGACUUCUUGGCCACGGGUAAAGAAGGGGAUCAGGACCCUCAGCUGGAGUUUGAGCAGCUGCCGUUCUCUCAUCCUCUCUUCAUCAUGUACUCUUCUGGCACCACAGGAGCUCCCAAGUGCAUGGUGCAUUCUGCUGGGGGCACUCUCAUCCAACAUCUUAAAGAACACAUUCUCCAUGGCAACAUGACCUACAAUGAUGUCAUCAUAUAUUACACUACGACGGGCUGGAUGAUGUGGAACUGGCUGGUGACUUCUCUAGCCGUUGGGGCUUCUGUGGUCCUGUAUGAUGGCUCCCCUCUUGUUCCCAGCGCCAAUGUGCUCUGGGACCUUGUAGACCGUCUGGGAAUCACGAUUUUUGGGACUGGAGCAAAAUGGCUGGCUGUGCUGGAGGAGAGAAAUCUGAAACCUGCAAACACACACAACCUGCAGACCCUCCACACACUCCUUUCUACAGGAUCUCCACUGAAGCCUCAGAGCUACGAGUAUGUGUACAGCUGUAUUAAGAACAAUGUGCUCCUGGGAUCCAUAUCAGGUGGCACAGACAUCAUUUCAUGCUUCAUGGGUCAGAACAUGACGGUGCCUGUUUACAGAGGGGAAAUUCAGGCCCGAAAUCUAGGCAUGGCCGUGGAGUCCUGGAACAUUGAAGGUAAACCUGUUUGGGGCGAGAGCGGGGAGCUGGUGUGUUUGAAGCCCAUCCCGUGCCAGCCCACUCAUUUCUGGAACGACGAGAAUGGCAGCAAAUACCACAAAGCCUACUUUUCUACCUUCCCAGGUGUCUGGGCCCAUGGUGAUUACUGUAAGAUAAAUCCAAAAACGGGAGGAGUCGUCAUGCUGGGGAGAAGUGAUGGAACCUUGAAUCCUAAUGGUGUUCGGUUUGGGAGCUCAGAAAUUUACAACAUUGUGGAAGCCUUUGAGGAAGUGUCGGACAGCCUUUGUGUCCCUCAGUACAACAGUGACGGAGAGGAACGGGUGAUUCUGUUCUUGAAGAUGGGACCUAAUAAGACCUUCAGUCAAGAGCUAGUGGGGAAGAUCCGCAGCGCUAUCAGAGUAGCUCUCUCUGCCCGACACGUACCAGCCUUGAUGCUGGAGACCAAAGACAUCCCGUACACUAUCAGCGGAAAGAAGGUCGAAGUUGCAGUAAAGCAGGUGAUCGCAGGUAAGGACGUCACUCAACGAGGGGCCUUCUCAAACCCAGACUCCUUGGACCUCUACAAGAACCUACCUGAGCUCCAGAACUUCUGAGCACCUGCUUGAGGUACAUCUGAACUCCUGAAAGUCCUGUGUUUCUGGGUGCCUGUGAAGGGUUCAGAGUCUCUGGACGCAACUUUGGACCAUCUGGAGGAAUUUCUAAAGCUUUCGAACAUCAAGUUCUUGCUUUCUCUACCUGUUGUGGCAAAUUCUGCUACCCGUUGGAACUGAUGGAGUCUGUACAUGUAACACUUCCUCAGAGGUGUUUUGGGUUCCUCUUGGAUAGAAAGUUGAGUGCCAUUUUAUGAGAUUCAAACUGGGUCUCAAAGGAACAUUUUAUCUGCUUCUGUUAUUGCGUCCACCUAGUGUUAUUCCCAAGAGACGUACCGAAGUAAUUUUCAAAUCAGUUUUCUUGUCAGUCCCAUAUUUUGAUACAAUGUCACUUUAACCUAAUGAAAGUGUAGGAAAAUCUGGCCAUGUAUUUUUUUAAGCUAAAAAUGACACUAUUUAUCAUUAACCUUGAGUGAAAUACACAGAUAUGUUACUGAACAUAAGAUUGAAGGUUAUUUUUCUUGUGUUAAAGAUGAGAGCCAUUUCUCUACUAACACUGACUUCCUGGGUCAAAUCAGCUGUUUUCCAAUUACAAACUCUUGCCGUAAUAAAGUCAAUGCACCUUUUUCAAAUUUCCCCCAAAGCCUGACUUUCCUCUCUGGAAACUAGAAUAUAUUAUAUUUUAAACGACAACCUAUGAGUAAAUUGUGAUUCAUCACAUCUGCUGUAUUUGUAGAGUAUAUUAUAUUGUCCAGAGUUCUCCAGAGUGUAGAUUUGAAUUGAAGCUGAUGUAGCUCACUGGCCAAAUAGUUUUCCAUAUAUUUUUACAUGUAUACUGUAUAUAUUUGAUUCCGAUUAUGAAGCUGCAUGUUGUGCGCUACACUAUAGAUGCCCCUUCGUAAUGACACUAUUUGGUCUUUUUCGGUACGCCUUAUAUCAGAUUUUGAAAGGUUUUUAUCAACUGGAGCUCAUCUUCAUUCUUUGAGCCGUUCUUUGGUAUAUAGCUUUACCUUUGCCGUCCCCGAAUAUGCCGGCUUACAAUCUAUUUCUUCAUGUGUCCCAUCCACACAUCCAGGGACUGUCGCUGUAGGCAUUACCCAUGAGGCAUUCCUCCAUCACGUUUCAACCCAAUGCAUUUAUCAUCAGAACACUGAACAAAUAUGAAAAAGCUGCUUUUGUUUGUUGUUUGAGGUUUUCUAAAGUCAGCAAGGCCAUUUCAAUGGCGUAAUAUCUGCACUCUAAAAAAUGCUAGGUUGAAAACAACCCAACUUGAGCGCUAGGUAAAUAUUGGACUGUACACAUGCUGGGUUACUUUGACCCAGCUGGUUGGGUUAACUGUUUUUACCAAACAUGCUGGGUUAUUUUUAUUCAAGUCAGCUAUUGUUUAAAAAUUAUUAUAUUGCUGGUUUAAAAUGGACUGGAACUUAUAAAAACACACAGAAUUACUAAUCAAAGAUGAACAUUUAUUAUUAAGAAAGAACACACGGACAAAAGACUAAUUGAUUUGGGUGUAUACAGCAUAGUUUACAUUACAUACAUUUAAACUCAGUACAUUAAUGAAUAAAAUCCAUUUAUUUUAUGCAAGGCAUGCAAAGCCGUUUCCAUCCUGACUGACAUCUCGUCCUUAUGUUGCGUUGCGUAAAAUUAUACAAUUUACAGCACAAUAAAGACUUUAGAAAUUAAAUGAAAUGUAUACAAACCUCUAUUUCGCUGAAGAAGUGCAAAUCGCCGGUGUUGAGAACUGCUCUCUCAUGUAGAGGACUCAAAAAGCCCGCGCUCUGACUGACUGCGACAGUGCGUUUCCACUACAGCGUCAAAUCUGCGCUCGGUGCCGCUGUUUUGGGGUGUGAAAUUUAGGGCAGAGCACGCCUCUGAAAACAAUGUUUACACCCUGUUUGCUUUUCAUCAUCUUCUUUUAACGGCGGUUCACAAACUAAACACUUUAUUGACAUCAUUUACGGCGCCAUAGCAUAUAAUAAAAGCAUACAAAGUACAUUUACUUUUGCAUGACUUGUUCAAUGAUAUGUGAUUUCAGCUCAGUAUUCCACCAGUUUCGCAAACACGCGGAAACAUGCGUCAAAAGCUUGCCUUGUCUACUUUUCACAGUGAUUGGUUGUCGCUUGAGAUUUUCAUGAAGUUGAGGAAUGCCCAACCUUUUUGACGCUCUCAGCCGUUCUCAACGCUUUCUCCGCGCCACUUUCAAUUCCAUGGCACCACGCGGAUGUUUAAGCUCAACUUCCAUAGGAAGAAGAAAGUAGUAGAAGAAAAUUACCCAGCACCUGGGUAAAAAAAAUAUUACAAACAACCCAAUAAUUUGACCCAACAAGUUGAACCCAGCAUAAACCAGCAUUUUUUAGAGUGUAGUUAACUGUAUAAUAUUACAUUAUUUGAUUUAUAUAGCGUUUACAUUUGGAGUAAAGGGAAAAAUCUUGGCUAUAAUCUAAAAGUACAAUGAAAAAUAGAAAAUAUUGAUUGUUGGAUCAGAUUCAAGCUGUUUGACUUAUACUGAUGAUGCAUCUACACUCGCUUUGCAGCAUAUCACAGAAACAUUUAUCAACACGUUUCACAAAAGCCAGAAAAAAAGUUUUUUAGCGACACUGAGAAAAGAUAUGCUGCAACUGCUUGCAAGCCAAAAAAUGUGCUGCGUUUGUAACAGUUUUAAGAUAAUUUUGAGCUAGUAAUGUUAUUUCAGCAGUUGUUUACAACAGAGAAGCCUUACAGGCUAGUAUUGAUGUACAUUUCAUGUUUUAAUGGGUCAUAUUUUUUUGACAUGGUAAUGUAAUCUGGGAUUGUUACAUGCUUAAAAAUGAUUUUCUAACCUGUGAAAUCCAUUUGACCUCAGUGAGGACUCCUUACUUGGUUUCCUAAAAGAAACUACACAUUACAGAUUUAAAAAAUGCUUUUUAUAUAUGAUAAAGGUUCGACAUGAUAAUAAGGGUGGACUGGCCUUUUAAAAGGCUCAUUUCUUUCAAAUUGAAAUCGGUCGGUGUAGAGGUGCAGAUGGCAAGCAGUUGUGCAGAUCGCUUGAAUUAAAUCAGUCCUUAUUUCCGCUUCAGACUAGCAGGGACGGGUCUGUUUUGCCUCAUGCCCACCCUUGUGCCACCAUAUGCCCUGUAUCUGCUCAGUUUUGCUGACAGGACUUGCCUGGGACUGUGGACAUAAGGAAAGCUACUGAAUCCUUAUUUAUUGAUAGUCACUGUAUGUUAUCACAUUUUUGUCCCCCAACAUUUAUUUAAUUUAUCCAUGCUUGGCAAUUUCAUAAACAUUCCAAGGAGAUCUAUUCCAUUUUAUUACUGUUUUGUUUUUUUCUUUUUGAUACAUGGGAGUAGAAAUAUUGGAAAUAAUUUUUUGUUUAGGUCCUUAUUAUUGUAUUACAUUAAAUGUGUUUGGUGUACCACUAGUAAAUAAAAGGUGCUCUCUUCUCGGUGACUUAUGUAAUAUUCCUGCUUUGAAAUAAUAUUAUUGUACAUCGCUGAAUGUGAAUAAUGAUUACUAAUAUAGCUGAGAAUAUAUUUGUUAUGAAUAUAUUACGCCUAUAUGCUGUAUAUCAGUGGACUGCUUCAGUUGUCACUAGAAGCAUACAUACUUCAUGUAUAAAAAGAUGGUUAUUGUACUCAUAAUUAAAGAGCUAAGAAAUAA